This is a messenger RNA of Talaromyces proteolyticus, 4011 nucleotides long. RefSeq lists its product as uncharacterized. NCBI's taxonomy places the organism in Eukaryota, Fungi, Ascomycota, Eurotiomycetes, Eurotiales, Trichocomaceae. The coding region runs from base 1 to 4011 and encodes 1336 amino acids. The transcript is spliced from 4 exons. The record is from RefSeq and is a predicted model, not a curated record.
AUGGCAGAGCAGAUCAGUCACGAUGUGGUAAACCAAACCCGGUCGGGCGGCGAGUCUUCGUCAUCCGACGUUCCUGUGGGCAAUCUCGACAAGAAUUCUGCUGAAGGGGACGUGGGGAGGAUUACCUAUAACCAACUUGACACACGAGGCGAGUCAUCAUCUGUCGAACAGUCACUGGACGAUAAGAGAACCAUGGACAUAAACGAUGUGGAAAAAUUUGCCGGUGGAGAGAACGGGGAUGUUGGCAGACAGGGACCAAACUCCGUGGCCACUCGAGCCCUAGAAUUAAACGGUGUUGCAUCUCUAUCAGACGGCGGUGAGGACGGUGGUUCGCUUGGUGGCUCGGAUACGGAUACUAGUCGUACGGACAGUCGUCAUGCUCGAACGGGAUCUGUGAAAAAGCCGACAGCUUUUAAGCCUGUAUCAUUCGCGAAGUUUUCAGUACCCAAAGCCCCGGGAUCUUCAACAACCCCGAAACCUGGUGAAAAACCGAUUCUGUCUGCGGCUCAGACUACUGUUUCUCCGCAACCGACUUCACGACCGCGUUUAGUUGCAAAGACUACAAGUGGACUAGGGUUGACAUCUAAACCCACUGCUUCUGGCUUAAAAGUUACUUCAAGUGGACCGGAUCCCAGCCAGGUUUGGAACAAAAACAGACCUGCCCAGCCCCCGCCUACGAAGCAUCUCACCGACGAAGAACUCAAGCAGCAAUACGGUAUCCAUAUGACCUCAAGAAUACAAGAGGACGGUAAUGGGACGGAAGCAAAAUGGGCAGAUAUUGACGAUGACGAAGACGACUGGGCACCAGAGACUAUCGAAUGGAAUGAUGGAACAAAGAUUCAACUUACCCACACGGAAAAUAUCCCACCACCUGGCCAGGAUGCGGCACCAUACGACAAAGGCAAAGAACUUUCACGUCCACCAGAAACACUAUCGACGCGGGAGAGCGCUCGAAUGCUCCUAUCGAAACCAUCCACCACGGUUGGACCGAACGCCACCGUUCUCCGUUUGGGGGCUAACGCAGAGAGGCAGCAACAGCAAGCCAAAGCUGCUAUUGCCUCCAGAUCUGGUGCCGAUAAACAAAUUUUGACCUCCAAAAGCCUGGCGCCUGUGCCUUCUAAAUCUCCCUGGGCCCCUUUACCUCCUGUGGACAAGAUUUAUCCUGUGAAUCCUCCAGUUCAAACUAUCGAGAAUCAAUAUGUGUCUCGUGUGCCAACUAGGGAUCAAUCAGCCCAAGAUAACUCAACUGUCCCAAUACAUACGCGCGAGAUAGCAGCUGACGAUUUCAAUCGGUCUUGGAGGGAUGAGCAGUUAAACGCCCCCCGCGAACUUUACAAUUCUCAUUCUGGCAGAUACGAACCAGUUCCAGAAAACCGAAAAGGCUCCAUCCGCCAUGAUUCUCAUAUGCGUCCCCCAGCUGUCCUACAACGACCGGGUGGCAACGAAUUUGGUGGUCCCGCGGAGCCAUCUGCAGCAUUUCAGACACAUAGGACUAGCCAUCAAGAGGUCGGUCACUGGCCCCGUCGGCGUGCCUCGUCAAAUGUUAGCGGUGGUAGUGGUAGCUAUGGGCGCCGAAUGUCGUUUGGACGACCUGAUGGCCCUGUGAAAUCCCACGAAACUCGGCGAGGGUCUCAAGUAAAUGGAUCGUUUGAAAAUGCUAUCUCGCCAACUGAAGCACCUCAUAUCAAAGAUAUGGGCCCACAAGACCGUUCACCAAGUCAGCAUUCCGUCGCUACUUCUUGGCAAUCUCGAGCACCGAACAACGCUGCUUAUGCGCCUCCUAAUUCUCAUUCCGGAGUUUCACAAUUACCAGAAAAUGCACCAACCCCGGAAGUGCCGCAGGAUUCAAGCGAGGAUGUUAUAAGUAUGCAACAACGUAUCAUGAAAGAAAAGAGGAUGGAAGCUCGGCAGAGAAGAAUCGAACAAGAACAGAAAGAGGAAGCAGAGCGCAGAGAACGCAUUCGUUUGAAAUUACAAGCAUUAGGGCCUGCACCCGAAAAAGAAAAACUGAAAGCCGAAGAGCAAUCAGUCAAAACCUCGCCUAAAGAUUCAACUUCGUUACCGAAUACACAUCCAAUAAUACAAUCUCCGCCGAAACCUCCAGUGCCGGAACCUACCGGAGAACCCCAGCAAUAUGGAAUGAUGAAAGUUCAUCCUCCGGAACCUGUCAAGAAAAUUAUUCCUUCCAAUGAACGUAUUCCUAAGAAACCUUUGGAAACUUCCGUGCCUAACCGUCGUGCCGUAUCCCCAGCUCGAGAGAUGAAGGCAGAGCCCGCCCAACCUAAUGGCAUUUCACAAAGCGAAGAAUCUUAUCAAAGUCAAAAGCAGACCCAAAACAUCGAAAGCUCGGUAUCUGAGGAGAGAGAUUCCCAGUGGAGAGGCAAUAUCAACUCCAAUACAUAUUCGCCAUGGAGCUCUGGAGCCAAGCUUAGCAAUCACCCGUCUCCGAGCUCCAACCCGUGGAAACCUCUUAGCAGCGAUAAGACUCUUGGUAAUGGAACCUUCGAUCGCAACUUAGCGAGCUUCUCUCCAAGAGAACUGUCUCUUCGCGGUCCUGUCGGCUUAGCUGAACCAACCUCUAUCGGCCCCUUGUCAGGGAAUAUGGACAAGAUUAACGGGUCACAGCCGUUUCCUGGUCCCAGACUUGGACAGGAUAGUCAACCCCCUCUAGCGUCUCUUACACAAACAGACAAACGCCAUCCUCAGUAUGAACCAUUCCACGCAAUCGCAAGGCCACGACCGAUCGGACCACCAAACACUCAGCCCCCACAAUGGCAUUCUGAGACCCGUCGCAGUGUUCAACCAGCUACCACAGCUUGGAACAAUUUCCAUGCAGUCGCAGCGAAACAAGAGGUUGAAGAUCAACAAAAAUUCCAACGGGAGCUUGAAACUAUACGCGACGAACCUGCCGCAUCGCUUAAUGUGAACUUCUCUGAGACAUGGCGUCAAGUUCGUCCUGGUGAUGUCGCCGGCCAGAGGCAGGUUGUCAGUGUAGUGAAGUCGAACGAACCAUCAGGGCCCUUGCAAACCCUCCACGGUUUUGAUACUCCCAUGGACGGUCUUCCAUUUACUGAGGCUCAAUCACGUCCUUUCAGUAAUGUCACUGGUCGAUCUCGUUUCUUCCCUACCAUGACAGAUACGUCUAAAAGUACCUUCGCUGUUGAUGAUGGACGGCCUCUCAGCCCGUCGCCUCCGCCUCCCGAGGAACACUCUAGCCACCCUGCAUAUGGUGGUAGUACUCACCGUCCUUUGGUGAAUUUGCCUAUCCCCAAGCCUGUGGUCAAGCUGCCUCCAAAAGCUAUUGCACCGCCCCCAAACCCACCAACUUUUGCUUCCAUGGCAGCAGUUCAACCACGGCUUCCCCACCACUCAUUGGUUGCCACAUCUUGGCAAGACCGUAUCAAUGGUCUUUUAGGAAAGAGUGCGGUAUCAGAAAAGAGGAAUACACUAGCAGUUGCUUCUGCAACUCGUGAACCGCUUGAUGUUCAAUCGCACCCGUCUUCUGCAGCUGUUUCACUCCCGCAAGUAAAAGAAGUCGACAUACGCGACGCUGGCAGGGUCACUACUAAAGAAGUUGAGGACGAAGAAGCCAUUUUCGAGGACCGCGAAGCCGGAUCAUUGCCUGUUGUUCGUGUGCCUAUUAUGGCGCCCCCCAAUGCAUGGCAAGCUCUUCCUGCACAUCCACGGUUACGCCCAAAGGUCCUUAAGCCAAUGCAGGUUCACACUAUUGAGCCUUAUUGCUUGGAUUUACCAGAAAAGGAUGGUUCUGGAAGCUGGCAGAUACUUAUACACAUUCCAGGGUCUUCAAACGUCAUAUCAGUUCCUUUCUCAAAGAAACUGGGAGUCCCUUCGCAACGGCAAAAGGGAACCUCAAAUUUCCGUUCUCGCAAACAUCCCAGACCGAGAGAUGUUUCCGUUAAGUCAAAUGUAGCCCAGGGUGGCAAGAGACAAACCUCAUCUGCAAAUACUACCAAGGAAAAUGCAACGCCAAGUCGGAGCUCCCACAAUUAG